AUGACCAUAAUGGAGCAUACGCUUCUUAAGGGUUAUGAAGUAGACUUGCGUUCAAUCUGUUCAACUUCUUACCGCACUAUGAAGAGCUCGCUCAAGAUUUCGCAAUCUCCUACUUUGGCGUUAGUCGCGGCUAGCCUUUUUGAAACCCAGCUUCUAAAUUUUAUAAAACUAUUUGAUGUCCACGAAAAAAACCAAAAAUGUAAAGGCGCAAGCGAUAUAAGUACCUUUAACGCAUUGUUGAAAGGACAUGUUUUUCUUGAAAAGAGUUCUGUUGGGCUUUUUGGCUACAAAUCUAUAAUUUCUCCCGAAAAUAUUGAAGCUGCUUCUGUUAAUGCGUUAAACAUUGUUCAAGACUUUAUUAAUAAUGUAAAUAAUGAAAAAAAAGGUUUACAUAUAGUUAAUAACUUUGAUGAUAUUUCUAACGCCAUUUGCUUAAUCGCUGAUUUAUGUUCGUUUUUAAGAUGUAACCAUAGCGAUCUUAAUUUCUCAGAGACUUGUGAACGCAUCUACUGCAAAAUUAGUGCCUUCAUUGAACGACUCAACACGGAUGUAAAACUUUAUUGUAUAUUAAAAGAAACGGUCGCCAGUCCCGAAUUUUCUUCGUUUCCCGAUCAAGCCCGGAGUACAGCUGAGCAAUUGCUUUUAGAUUUUGAAGACAGUUCCAUUCUUGGUACCUCCAAACAAAGAGCACAGUUUAUGUCUUUGACCUCUUUGAUCACAGAUUGUGUACUUAACUUAGAGCGAGAGUCGCAAAACUUUCCUUCUUGGUUUAAUAGAAAUUUUGUAUAUAAUAAGGAUAAAAAAACCCCUAUUAUGUCAGCUUUGGAAACUGCUGAACAUCUUUUUCUUACUUCGCCCGAUCACUCGAUUAGGCGAAUGUUAUACCAUUCUGUUUACACUGUCCCUACCAUCAAAAAAAAAACCCUAAAAACUCUUUUUAAGGCUCGCUUGGAACUUUCCCGGAUUUGCGGUUAUGAGAGUUACGGUCAGAAAGCUUUAAGAAGGAAUAUGGCUAAAUUUCCAGAAACAGUUUGGUCUUUCCUGCACAUGUUAGCUUUGCGUUUGAAAGAAGGGAGUGAGGCGGAGCUGGAGUUGUUGAGAAAACUAAAACUGCGCGAAGAAAAGUCUUCUGAGAACAUACAGCCUUGGGAUCGACUAUAUUAUUUAGAAAAACUUAAGAACGAAUUUCCGACUUCAGGCGCUUCCGCCUAUUUUUCUCUCGGGUGUGUCAUGGAAGGCUUGGGGCUGCUCACUGAAAAGCUUUUUGGCGUUCAACUGCAUUUCAUGCCCACUAGUCCCAGCGAAAUAUGGGCGACGCGCGUGUAUAAGCUGCAAGUGGUCCAUGAGCACGAGGGUCUUCUCGGCUUUAUUUACCUCGACUUUUUUUCCCGGCCAUAUAAAGCCCGUCAAGCGUCACAACACACCAUUCGCCCCGGGAAGCUUCUUUGGCCCGGAAAGUACCAGCAACCAAUCGUUGUACUUUCCUGCUCCUUUUCGCUUCCCGCAGUCGAAUCAUCUACGCCCGUCCUGCUGACCCUCUCAGAUGUUGAAGUUCUUUUUCACGAGUUUGGACACUGCCUACACACCCUUUUUGGCCGGGCCGAUUACCAGCAUAUUUCUGGGGCUCGCUGUACCGUGGACUUUGUGGAGAUCCCUUCCAUCCUCAUGGAACAAUUCUGUGACGACUACCGUGUCGUGUCUCAGUUUGCUCGUCACUACAAAACUAAAGAAGUUCUUCCCGAAUCUCUUUUUCAGACACUGCGGCGCAAGAAGCACUUGUUUUCUUAUAACGACGCCCUUAUGCAAGUUCUCUACAGCAUGAUUGACCAGCAUCUCCACGGACCCUUAGAGUACGAUGAUCCUAUAGAAGUGGUGGACGAUAUACAAGAAAAAUACGGAUGCCUUCCUCAUAUGAAGGGAACGUGGUCUCUUUCUUGUUCCCACUUAGCAGGGUACGGCGCGGGAUAUUAUUCCUAUCUUUGGUGCGGUGCUUACUCCAGUCUUCUUUGGAAUAAGUUUUUUAAGACCGGCCCCCUCGACCGGGUAGCAGGUCACAGAUUUCGUGAGGAAUUUUUAAACACGUGCGGUCGUGACCCCAUGCUUAUUGCUUCAAAGUUUCUUGGGUUUACCCCCUCAAUAGAGGAUCUCGUGAACAGUUUGCUUGUUUAUUUAGACGCUACGAAGUAAAUAUUACACUCGUUCGCUCAAGAUGAUUUACUAAUUUUUAACAACUUCUAUGAUGAAUCUAAUACUUGUA
This is a messenger RNA of Zophobas morio, 2257 nucleotides long. RefSeq names its product mitochondrial intermediate peptidase-like. Bases 1 to 2187 code for a protein of 728 amino acids. The transcript is spliced from 21 exons. Gene Ontology annotation, cellular component: mitochondrion. The record is from RefSeq and is a predicted model, not a curated record. Gene Ontology annotation, biological process: peptide metabolic process. Gene Ontology annotation, molecular function: metalloendopeptidase activity. Lineage: Eukaryota; Metazoa; Arthropoda; Insecta; Coleoptera; Tenebrionidae.